Molecule: messenger RNA, 1663 nt
Organism: Umbelopsis ramanniana AG
Lineage: Eukaryota; Fungi; Mucoromycota; Umbelopsidomycetes; Umbelopsidales; Umbelopsidaceae
Exons: 5
Coding region: 1-1338 (445 amino acids)
Biological process (GO): amino acid transmembrane transport
Cellular component (GO): vacuolar membrane
Molecular function (GO): amino acid transmembrane transporter activity
Source: RefSeq, a predicted model, not a curated record
AUGGUCAAAUCUGCCUCACCUCGACCUGAUAACGUCUCAAUAUCAGGCGAAUCGCGCGCUUGUUCCUACGAUGGCAAAUUUGAACACUCGGCCAUGUACUUGGAGCCAGCAGAGGAAAAAUUAGGCUUAGUGCGAAACGCCUCCAACACUUCGGCCUUCAUUAACAUCGUUUGCGUCGUGGCAGGUAGCGGCACGCUCGGUAUUCCAUAUGCUCUCCGGCAAUCCGGUUGGAUAGGAUUAUUUCUAUUGAUGCUGAGUGCGGUAAUGUCCAACUAUGCUGGAGCCUUGUUGAUCAAAUGCCUUUAUUAUGAUCCCAAACGGCGACUUUCAGGUUUCCCAGAAAUCGGCUAUGAGGCGUUUGGAAAAGCAGGUCGUGCACUAGUCCUCGCUUUCAAUUAUACACUCCUAUUGACAACUCCAGUGCUGUACCUCAUUUUGGCCGGCGAUAACCUUGCCGCGCUCAUGCAGCCCUUGAAUGUACCAAUUACAAUGAAGGCUUGGGUCUGGAUUUUGACUGUCGCUGUAUGUAUCCCAUUUAUUGUGGUGAAAAAUAUGAAAGAAGUAGCUGUCAUGAGUUUCUUUGGAAGUCUCGCCACAGUUUGCGUUGUCAUUGUAGUAGCUGUCAUGUCGGUGGCAGAUUUUGAACAAACUCGCAUGGAUCACCAGCAUGACAUUGCAAGACCGAGGUAUUUCCCGAUCGCUCUCUGCAUGUUUGCUUUCUCAUACGGUGGAAACGUCAUUUAUCCCCAAGUCGAAGAAUCCAUGAGAGAUCCUAAGAGCUGGAACAAGGUCUUGCUGGCCGCAAAUUUUCUCAUCACCUCCAUGUACAUUCUGACAGGUGUACCAUGCUACCUAGUCUACGGAAAUACAGUGAAAUCCCCCGUAUACGCUAGCAUUCCAUCUGGAGCUCCUCAAAACAUCGCCAUGGUGGUCAUCACCAUUCACGUUCUCCUCGCAAUUCCCAUCUAUCUAUUUUCAUUCACCAUGGAGAUCGAACGAAUGCUGGGCAUAACACAAGCAAACGAACGAUUUUCCAAACUAACGUGGCUUACAUUUCGCACUAUACUGCGCAUAGCUGAGCUGUGUUUUUGCGCUACCAUUGCCAUCAUCAUUCCUUUCUUCGGAGACUUCAUGGCUCUAUUGGGUGCAUUGGCCUCGGGGUUCCUUCUUCUCGUGUUUCCCUGUCUGUUCUACGUGAAACUGUUUGGGCUUGCACGCAUAGGAUGGGUUAAUUUUGUAGCUUGUAUAUGUAUUUGUAUUAUUGGUGUCCUUUGUGCCGCUAUAGGAACAGUUGAUGCCAUCACCGCCCUUGUUAAAGAUUUUCAAGGCGUAGCAUAGAGUAGUGUUGCUCGGGAGGAAUUAGAAAGAUAUAUUUCAACUAGCGCAUGGUUCACUAUCAUAUCACUGCUUCUUGUUUCGGUUGUGUAAAAAUGGUUUUUAAUACAGCCUUUGCAUACCAAAAAUACAUUAUUGUAUAGGAAGACGAUAAGUUGUAUCAUAUCCCCACAACACACUGAAUAAAAGAAUGGUGUUUGUAGAUGGAUAAGAUGUUGGUAGAUGGGAGUUGCAUUAAAGUCCUGUGCAUGGAGUAUUUGAUCGGAAGUUCUGCAAGAGUUUCAAAAAGGAUGAUGUCUACACGAUGAAGGGUUUGCAAUAUAUGACU